This is a messenger RNA of Peromyscus eremicus (cactus mouse), 1247 nucleotides long. It is a transcript of the gene Hsd17b11, whose product is annotated as hydroxysteroid 17-beta dehydrogenase 11. Gene Ontology annotation, molecular function: oxidoreductase activity, acting on the CH-OH group of donors, NAD or NADP as acceptor. Gene Ontology annotation, cellular component: lipid droplet. Bases 266 to 1162 code for a protein of 298 amino acids. Lineage: Eukaryota; Metazoa; Chordata; Mammalia; Rodentia; Cricetidae. The record is from RefSeq and is a predicted model, not a curated record. The transcript has 7 exons.
UGUCAGGGUCGCACCGCCCUAGGGCUUGCGCCUGGACUUCGUCCCUCCCAGAUAUCCCAGCCAGCGAGCAAUUGCUCUGACCGCAGCCGGAGCCAAUGGCAAAAACCGUCCUGAAGCCCGGCCCCGCGGAAGGAACGGUUUCAGAGUUGUUUGUUUCUCUUUGAUAGAGGGACUCUGCCUUGUUCUGGCUUUUACUCUGUGCGUGACCAGACAACCUCCAGAAGCUGUUUAAGGCGAGGAACGAGAACACCGGGCAGCCAGAAGGAUGAAGUAUCUGCUUGACUUUAUUCUGAUGCUGCCCUUGCUCAUCGUCUUCUGCAUAGAGUCUUUCAUCAAGCUUUUUGUUCCCAAGAAGAAAAAAUCAGUCUCCGGAGAGAUUGUCCUGAUCACUGGAGCUGGUCAUGGAAUUGGAAGACUGACUGCCUACGAAUUUGCCAAACUUAAAACCAAAUUGGUUCUCUGGGAUAUCAAUAAGAACGGCAUCGAGGAGACAGCUGCGAAGUGCCGGGAACUGGGUGCCCAGGCCCAUCCCUUCGUGGUGGACUGCAGCAAGCGGGAAGAGAUUUACAGCGCUGCGAAAAAGGUAAAGGAAGAAGUUGGAGAUGUUAGCAUUCUGGUAAAUAACGCGGGCGUUGUCUACACUUCAGAUCUGUUUGCUACGCAAGACGCUCAAAUUGAGAAGACUUUCGAAGUCAAUGUGCUUGCACACUUUUGGACCACAAAGGCAUUUCUUCCAGAGAUGAUGAAGAACAAUCACGGCCAUAUUGUCACCGUGGCGUCAGCAGCUGGGCACACGGUGGUUCCCUUCUUGCUGGCUUACUGUUCCAGCAAGUUUGCUGCUGUUGGCUUCCACAGAGCCUUGACUGACGAGCUGGCUGCCCUGGGAAAAACCGGCGUCAAAACAUCAUGUCUCUGCCCUAACUUCAUCAACACAGGCUUCAUCAAGAACCCGAGUACCAAUUUAGGACCCACCCUGGAACCUGAAGAGGUGGUAGAACAUCUCAUGUAUGGGAUCCUCACUGAGAAGAAAAUGAUAUUUGUUCCAGGUGCUAUAGCGUUUUUGAUGGUAUUGGAAAGGAUCCUUCCUGAGCGAUUCCUGGCAGUUUUAAAACACAGGAUCAAUAUUAAGUUUGAUGCAGUUAUUGGAUACAAAGAUAAAUGAUGAAGACUGCCUGGUCUUCUUGAAAGCUGAUUUACCAUCUCAAGUUGAUUUCUUCCCAUAUUAAUCAAUAUUUUAAUGUUUUUAA